AUGUCAACACCUGAUAUGAACGGAUCGAGUGAUGUACACUCAGACAACGAAUCAUCAAAAACAACGUCACUGUCAAAUGGUGGAUCGGGUCGUCUCCAUAAUCUGACUGAUAACACAGAUUGGAAAGCAACACUUCAAAUUCCGAAAAAAGAUCCAAGAUUAAAAACAAAAGAUGUAACAGCGACCAAAGGACAUACAUUCGAAGAUUAUUUUUUAAAACGUGAUCUAUUAAUGGGAAUAUUUGAAAAGGGUUGGGAAAAACCAUCACCAAUUCAAGAAGCCGCAAUUCCAAUAGCAUUAAGUGGACGAGAUAUUUUAGCUCGUGCAAAAAAUGGUACUGGUAAAACAGGCGCCUAUAUAAUUCCUACAUUGGAAAAAAUUGAUGUGAGCAAAGAUUAUGUACAAGGUGAUUUCAACUCUACAACUUUAUAUUGUUUGUAUCUAACGUUCGUUAUUGUUUUAUUUUAUAUUUUAGCAAUGGUGAUUGUACCAACACGUGAACUUGCCCUACAAGUUGGUCAAAUAUGUGUACAAUUAUCAAAACAUCUUGGUACAAAAAUAAUGAUGACAACUGGUGGUACAAAUUUAAAAGACGAUAUUGCAAGAUUAGCACAAAAAGUUCAUCUGAUUGUUGCUACACCGGGUCGUUUGUACGAUUUAAUGAAUAAAAAUCUGGUCAAUACAAAUCUGUGCAGUAUGGCUGAUAAAUUACUUUCACAAGAUUUUCGAGGAAUGUGUGAACAAUUAUUUCAGUAUAUACCAGCUGAACGACAAGUAUUAUUGUAUUCAGCUACAUUUCCUGUUUCAAUCGAUCAAUUUGUUCAACGUUAUAUGAGAAAUCCGUAUGAAAUAAAUUUGAUGAAUGAAUUAACAUUACAAGGUAUUACACAGUAUUAUGCAUUUGUUCAAGAAAAACAAAAAGUUCAUUGUCUUAAUACAUUAUUUUCGAAAUUACAAAUCAAUCAAUCAAUUAUAUUUUGUAAUUCGACUCAACGUGUAGAAUUAUUAGCAAAAAAAAUAGCAGAAUUGGGCUAUUCAAGUUAUUACAUACAUGCAAAAAUGCGACAAGAAGCAAGAAAUCAAGUAUUCCAUGAUUUUAGACAAAAUCAAAAAGUUAGAAAUCUUGUCUGUUCAGAUUUAAUAACUCGUGGUAUUGAUGUUGACUCCGUGAAUGUUGUUAUUAAUUUUGACUUUCCACGAAUGGCUGAAACAUAUUUACAUCGUAUUGGACGAUCAGGUCGAUUUGGUCAUUUUGGUAUUGCUAUUAACUUUGUCACAUAUGAAGAUCGUUUUACUUUGCACAAAAUCGAACAAGAAUUACGAACAGAAAUAAAACCAGUUCCACGUCAAAUUGAUCCAUGUUUAUAUGUUCCCGAUUUCCAAAAUGAAGAUUUAAUGGAUGAAGAAAAAAAAUUAGCCUUACUUUCACUUACAAAUGAACGUAAUAAUCAACAAAUACAAUUAUAUCAUGCUUCUAAUGUAGAAAUAUCAACAUCCACGUAA
Messenger RNA from Didymodactylos carnosus, 1503 nucleotides. The record is from the annotation of a GenBank genome assembly. Lineage: Eukaryota; Metazoa; Rotifera; Eurotatoria; Philodinida; Philodinidae.